Molecule: messenger RNA, 774 nt
Organism: Phaeoacremonium minimum UCRPA7
Lineage: Eukaryota; Fungi; Ascomycota; Sordariomycetes; Togniniales; Togniniaceae
Product: putative mpr-like gpcr protein
Exons: 3
Coding region: 1-774 (257 amino acids)
Cellular component (GO): membrane
Molecular function (GO): signaling receptor activity
Source: RefSeq, a predicted model, not a curated record
AUGUCCAGAAACUCGGGACCUCCCUCCGAGGGUGUCCGCCAACGGCCCCGGCGCAACUCCGCCGCCGAGACGCUCAUUGACACAGCUAAGCAAGUCGAAGCAUCCGUCGAGAAGGCACUGCUAUGGGCGUGGGAUGAGCUGCCAAACUGGCGGCGCGACAACGCCUUCAUUCUCCGGGGCUACCGGCCGACCUCCAACAGCUACUGGGGUUCCUUCACCAGCCUGGGCUACCUGCACAACGAGUCCGUCAACAUCUGGUCGCAUCUACUUGGGGCUGCGGGUUUCACCAUCGCCGGGUCAUUUUUGCAUGGGGUGGUAGCACCUCGGUACGAAAGCGCGAGCGAAAGCGAUAUCAUCGUCUUCGCAUGCUUCUUUGCGGGCGCAUUCUGUUGCCUGGGCAUGAGCGCGACGUACCAUGCGAUAUGCAACCACUCUCCGGAUGUGGCCAAGUGGGGAAACAAGCUGGAUUACUCGGGAAUCGUCUUCUUGAUUCUGGGCAGUUUCGUACCGGCACUGUAUUAUGGUUUCUUCUGCUCGCCCCGGCUCCUGACACUGUAUCUCUCUAUGAUUUGCCUACUGGGUCUGGGAUGCCUGACCGUGUCUUGGUUCGAGCACUUUCGCGUCGUUCCCGUCUUCCAUGGACUGAAGAUGCGCGGCUUCCAGAACCUCGACGAGCAGAUGGGUCUCAGAUGGGUGCUAUUACAAGGAGCCCUUUACAUAUUCGGAGCGUUCCUCUAUGCUGUAAGCUAUCUAUUUGUGAAAGAAACUUGUUGA